Messenger RNA from Physella acuta, 447 nucleotides. RefSeq names its product thiopurine S-methyltransferase-like. Gene Ontology annotation, molecular function: thiopurine S-methyltransferase activity. The record is from RefSeq and is a predicted model, not a curated record. NCBI's taxonomy places the organism in Eukaryota, Metazoa, Mollusca, Gastropoda, Physidae.
AUGUUGUCCAAACACUUUACUAAACUAAUACCGGAUGGUCAAGCUAACAAUGUCUCCUUCCCUCUUUGUGGCAAAGCUGUUGCUAUGAGCUGGUUAGCCAGCCAAGGCUAUAACAUAGUUGGAGUGUAUGGAAGAAAGCAUUGGAGGAGUUUUUUUACUGACCGAGGCAUGGAAUAUUCUGUUGAAGAUAUUAACCACAAUGGACACAACUUUAAAUUAUUUCAGAGUAAAGAUGGAAAGAUUCGGCUGUUAUGUACAGAUAUUUUUAACUUUACUCCUGACAUUGAAGGAACAUUUGAUGCAGUGUGGGACAGGGGAGCUCUGGUUGACCGGGGUGACUCACGUUGGGAGAAAUAUUCUAGAGAUGUAAAUGUAGAUAUAAGAAUAAAGAACACAAAGAAGGAACUAUGGAGUUGUCUUAUCCAUGAAUGUCAUCAAGUCGUCUGA